This is a messenger RNA of Exophiala dermatitidis NIH/UT8656, 1686 nucleotides long. Its product is annotated as sulfite oxidase. Bases 1 to 1686 code for a protein of 561 amino acids. The record is from RefSeq and is a predicted model, not a curated record. Lineage: Eukaryota; Fungi; Ascomycota; Eurotiomycetes; Chaetothyriales; Herpotrichiellaceae. The transcript has 2 exons. Gene Ontology annotation, cellular component: mitochondrion. Gene Ontology annotation, molecular function: molybdenum ion binding; oxidoreductase activity.
AUGCAGCCCAAAGAUGAAUGGAAACUCGAGCAAGGCCUCGCAGCGGCAGAACUCCCCAUUGACGACCAGACCCAUCCUGAGGGACGGGCAGUUGCGAAACUCGAGGCAAGCGACGAGUCCAGCAGCGAGGACGACGCAAAGGCAGACGACAUCGCCAAGGAGGAUGAUCCUGACGUCUUGUUCGCUGAAGAACGAGAAGGCUGGCACGGGUACAUUGAAUGGGAAAGCUAUCCAGAGAAGAAGGCCAAAGCACACAAGAUUCUAAUCAGCCAGAACUUUCCACCACCCCCGGAAUUCCAACUUGGACCUAUUCCAGACACAAACCCGGUCCUCGAAGGCGUCCGCUGGAAGCUAUGGCACAAAGCCAUUGGCGGACCUUUGACGACCGUCCCCGAGGAGUCGUGGGUGCGUGUGAGCCAGGAGAAACAUCCAGACAUGCUACACCUGCUCCAAUUCCCAUAUAACGGCGAACCGCCCAAGCGACUAGUGACGGCCAAACCAGUGACGCCGAACCCACUACAUUUCAUCCGGAACCACGGCGGAGUUCCAGACAUUGACGCCAGCAAAUGGGAGCUGAAACUAGACGGCCUAGUCAAGCACCCACGCACAUUCACGCUGGCCGACCUACAGAACGAGGAACUGUUCCCACGAAUGGAGAAGCUAGUGACGAUCCAAUGCAGCGGGACACGCCGAAUCGAGCAGAUCCAACUAUACGCAGGCGAAGGGGACGAGAUGAUCAACGCGCCCUGGGCCGAGGGCGCAAUCGGCACGGCUCGAUACGUAGGCGUCUCAUUGAAGAAAGUCAUCAAGCAAUGCGGGGGCAUGGCCGAGGGCGGGAAGCACCUCGAAUUCCACGGGGCCGACACAUACUUCAAGCAGAACGAAGUCAUGAACUACCUAGUGAGCGUGCCGUGGUCGAAAGUAAAAGCCAACGAGGUGAUGCUGGCCUGGGCAAUGAACGGCGAACCAUUGCCAAAGAUCCACGGGUAUCCAGUCCGCAUGGUCGUCAUGGGCUACAUCGGCGCCCGGAGCGUGAAAUGGGUCUAUCGAAUCCGCGGACUCGCCAACCCCAGUCGCGCCCCCGUCCAGAGUAAAGAGUACCUGUACUUCAACCAGCAGGUCGGGAAACACAACCAGCUGCCCACCAUGGGCAUCCAGAUCCAGGAGAUGCCCGUCUCGUCCGCCAUCAUGUCCCCCUGGAACAAACAGGUCGUCGUCCACGAGGGCGCCAUCGAAGUGAAAGGCUGGGCCUACUCAGGCGGAGGGCGCUGGCCUGAGCGCGUCGAGGUUUCUGCAGACGGCGGCUUCUCCUGGUACCCCGUCCCAAAUGAGAACUUGUCCCCCAAACACAAAUUCGCCUGGCGAACCUGGGGGAUGCGUCUUCCCUGCGACGUCGAGGGCUGGAUUGAGCUCGUCGCCCGCUGCUGGGAUAACUCUCUCAAUACCCAGCCUCUCGAGAUCCGCUCCGCCUGGAACUGGGGCCUCCACGUCACUUCGUCCUGCCACCGCGUCCGCAUCUUCAGCGUCAACAAGUUCCACGAGCUGACUCGCAAGAGACUCGCAGAGUUCGAAAAGCACGGCGAGUCCCUGGCCCCCAUUACCCGUCCCACAGACUUUCCCAUCAUGAGCGCAGAGGAGUACGAUGAAUUUUGGCGGAGGAACGAGCCGAGAGAUGUCGACGACUAG